Messenger RNA from Labeo rohita (rohu), 2190 nucleotides. It is a transcript of the gene best2, whose product is annotated as bestrophin 2. The transcript is spliced from 10 exons. Gene Ontology annotation, molecular function: chloride channel activity. The record is from RefSeq and is a predicted model, not a curated record. NCBI's taxonomy places the organism in Eukaryota, Metazoa, Chordata, Actinopteri, Cypriniformes, Cyprinidae. Bases 139 to 2025 code for a protein of 628 amino acids.
CAGAAACACACGCAGCCUGUCUGGACACAUAACAUGUAGCUCCUCUGGAACAUCUUGUGAAAUAUUUUAUUCCUCUGAGGCUGAGGGGAAAAGUAAGCAGUGACAGGUUGAGUUUGUGCGGGGCGUCAGUGGUGCGUGAUGACCGUCACUUACACCGCCAGAGUGGCCAAUGCGCGCUUCUGCGGCUUCUCCAAACUGCUGCUGGCCUGGAAGGGAAGCAUCUAUAAAGUCCUGUACAAAGAGUUCCUGGCUUUCUUCGCCAUGUACACGGCAAUCAGCAUCACAUACAGAUUCUUCCUUGUGGACGAUCAGAAGAGAUACUUUGAAAAGCUUUCCAUUUAUUGCAACCACUAUGCCAGUCUCAUCCCAAUGUCCUUUGUAUUAGGGUUUUACGUCACAUUAAUAGUGAACCGCUGGUGGAAUCAGUACACCUCCAUCCCACUGCCGGACAGGAUCAUGUGCACGCUCUCUGGGGGCGUGCAGGGCGGGGACGAGCACGGAAGACUGCUGCGCCGCACGCUGAUGCGCUACGCCAGUCUCUCCGCGCUCCUGAUCUUGCGCUCCGUCAGCACAGCUGUGUUCAAGAGAUUCCCUACCAUGGAUCAUGUCGUUGAAGCAGGUUUUAUGACAAGAGAAGAGCGUAAGAAGUUCGAGAGUUUACAAUCACCCUAUAAUAAGUACUGGAUUCCAUGUGUGUGGUUCACUAACCUGGCCGCUGUCGCUCGCUGUGAGGGCAGAAUCAAAGAUGACAAUACUUAUAAACUUCUGUUGGAGGAGUUAAAUGAUUUUAGAGGGAAGUGCAGCAUGCUUUUUCACUAUGACAUGAUCAGCAUACCAUUGGUCUACACUCAGGUUGUGACUCUGGCGGUGUACAGUUUCUUCCUGGUGUGUCUGAUCGGUCGUCAGUUUCUGGACCCAGCUCAGGGUUAUCCCGGACACGAUCUUGACCUUUACGUUCCCAUCUUUACUCUUCUGCAGUUCUUUUUCUAUGCUGGCUGGUUAAAGGUGGCAGAGCAGCUCAUAAAUCCAUUUGGAGAGGAUGAUGAUGACUUUGAGACCAACUGGUUGAUAGAUAGAAAUUUCCAGGUGUCUAUGAUGGCGGUAGAUGAGAUGUAUGGAGAUUUGCCCAUGAUGGAGAGGGAUCGUUACUGGAAUGAUUCAAAUCCUCGUCCACCGUAUACAGCCGCUACGCUCUUCGUGCUGCGCAAACCCUCUUUCCAAGGAUCCACCUUCGACAUGGCAAUCCCCAAAGAGGAGAUGCAUUUCCAGCCUCUGGAGGAGAUCGCUGAGAACCUGGAAGAAUCCGCGAAACGGAAUCACAACCUCGCCCUCUUUAACCGGCUCCUGGGCUCCGCCCCCUCUCCCACAGGCUUUAUGGGCGGAGCCUUACGCCGCACCUCCGCCCAGCUGCAGCGUUUAACACGUUCGGUCAGCCCGGACCCGUCCUUCUCAGAUGCAGAGGAUGAGGAAGAGAAGAGCUUGGGGAGGAGCGCGGGGACGGCCGGAUCCAUGCCGUCAGGACUCGGGCUGGACAUCACCCAGAGCACCAUCUGCAGCUGUGGAGGACUCAUCAGCUCCUGUCCUCCACUGUCCGAUGCAGAAUUCCACAAGCAAGGUGAGAGAGAUGGAAUAGAAGAGAAAGAUGAGAAAAUGAUGGAAAAAGUGCCAAAAAUCCCACCACCCACAGCGCAGGCGUCCACAGGGAGGAGGAGUCCUCUUGCUGUGGGACAAGUCAAGUCUCAUUUCUGUUCCUCGAAUGAAAACCGCUCUGUACCUGACUUUUUUCAGCCUAUCAGUGACCCGGGAAAGGUCAUGACCUUGAAACAACAACCGACCAAUAGCAAAGCAGAAGCAGUGUGUUUACUGACUGUCCCAUCGCUUGAAGUCUCGACAUUUCCUGAGAAUUCAAAGAGAAAGCAGAUGCUGGCAGGUUCACAGUGGGUGGCCUCUAAUGGUCAAGUUCAAUGUCACUGUGCGGGUUUAGGGUCAGAGGUCACGGGGUCAGGAAGUAAGGUCAAAGAAUGACCAAAUACACUUGGAAUUUUUCUUUCCCACAUGAAGCAAUAUGAUCGUGUUUAUAUCAUUUUAUAUUAAUCCAUGCAAUCAGAAAAUGUGGAUGCUCUUGUCUAAAGAUUAUUUGACAUUUUUAUACUGUAUUUUUAGAUUCUUCUGAAAAUUAAAGGUAUGAUA